Molecule: messenger RNA, 879 nt
Organism: Corylus avellana
Lineage: Eukaryota; Viridiplantae; Streptophyta; Magnoliopsida; Fagales; Betulaceae
Source: RefSeq, a predicted model, not a curated record
CCUUCCUCCUAGCUAGCACAAACACACAAGUUUCUAAUAUUUCAGGCCUCCGCCAGUAUCUUUUAUUGCAUUAGAACUGCGCCAUGGCCUCUAAUAUUAGCUUCAAGACCCUCGCACUCCUCGCUCUCGCCCUUGCUCUCUGUGUCCAAGGCACUCUAGGAGGGAUAGCAUGUGAGAAUCUAGACCAAGACACGUGCGCCUUUGCAGUGGCGUCCACCGGGAAGCGCUGCGUGCUUGAGAAGCACGUGAAAAGGAGCGGAGAGGAAGCGUACACAUGCCGGACAUCGGAGAUUGUGGCCGACAAAUUCAAGGACUUGGUGGAGACUGACCAGUGCAUCAAAGCAUGUGGGCUUGAUCGGAAAACACUCGGAAUCUCAUCGGACUCUCUCCUCGAGUCUAGCUUCACCCAAAAGCUCUGCUCUCCUCAGUGCUACCAGAGCUGCCCCAACAUUGUUGACCUUUACUUCAACCUUGCUGCUGGCGAAGGUGUAUUUCUUCCAAAAUUAUGUGAAGCACAAGAAGAAAAUCUGCGGAGAGGGCUGUCGGAGAUCCGCAGCUCCGGCUUUGUUGCACCAGGUCCCGUGCAGCCGGCAAAGUUAACGGUUGCACCAAUAGUUGCCCCGGCGCUAGCACCAUUCUAGAAAAACUUAUACGAUACGAAAGCUUUAGUUCUUAGGUUACAAUAAUGAAUUAAGUCACACCCCUAGCUGUACGUGUUGGGUGUGGUCUUGAAACAAUAAGGUUUACCAGAGUCAUUAGGUUAUAUUGAAUCAUAGUUGUCGAUCGGUGUGUCAUGUACGUGUGCGAGCUUUAUUGUAUGGUUUGAACCAAAAAAAAAAACAAAAGAAAGGUCGUUUAUCUACAGUGUCCAUUUCCAAA